CAUCCUCACUCAACAAGAAGAUGGCGGAGAACGGGAGAGAAGAGCUGGUGAUCACUGACGCUGAAUCAGAGCCACUGGCCGGAGAAAGGAGCUUAAACAUCGUGGGGAAGGAGCAGUGAUCCAGAUGUGUGUCUGUUACUGAUGUAUGAAGGUGGUGGAGCAGGGCUGCAGUCUGCUGCGCAGGAUGGAGAUCUGUGUUGCUGAGGCUGAGAAGAGGAGCGGCAAAAAUGCAGUGAACAUGCAGGAGAUGUUCACCGUGUACCUCAUCGAAACAAGGCCAAUGGAUGCAGCCGCUGAAGGUUGUAAUCCAGCCCCCGACUCUCUGUGGAGGAGAUACAGUGAAUUUGAGCUGCUGCGGAGCUACUUGAUUGUCACCUAUCCAUACAUUGUGAUACCUCCCCUGCCUGAGAAGAGGGCAGAGUUUGUGUGGCACAAGCUGACUGCAGACAACAUGGACCCAGACUUUGUGGAGCGCCGCAGAGUUGGGCUUGAGAACUUCCUAAUGCGCGUGGCGUCUCAUCAAGUCCUCUCCAAUGACAAGAUCCUUUACCACUUCCUCACUGACGAGCAUGGCUGGAAAGAAGUGGUGUUUGAGACAGGCUUUCAGGCAAAGGCAGAUUCACGGCUAAGAGCUCUCAGUGCCACCUUCCGGGUGAGAAAUACAAAUAAACGCUUCAUGGAUAUGAAACAGUACAGUGAUGAGUUGCAGUCCCACACAUCUCAGCUACUCCGAGCCAGAGCAAGAGUUGCUGAUCGACUCUAUGGUGUUUUCAAAGUCCAUGGGAACUACGGCAGAGUCUUCAGUGAGUGGAGCGCCAUCGAGAGAGAAAUGGGAGAUGGACUGCAAAGUGCCGGUCAUCAUAUGGAUGCAUAUGCUGCCUCAAUAGAUGACAUCUUAGAGGAAGAGGAACAUUAUGCAGACCAGCUGAAAGAAUAUCUCUUCUAUGCUGAAGCUCUGAGGGCAGUGUGCAGGAAACACGAGCUGACCCAGUUUGAGCUGGAGGUGUCCUCCCAGGACCUCAUCUCGAAGAAGCAACAACGUGAGGAGCUGGCUACAGGGGUAGUACGGACAUUCUCCUUCAAAGGAAUGACCAACAAGCUUUUUGGGCAAGAGGCGCCUGAGCAGAGGGAGGCCAGACUGAAGCUGAUAGAGGAGCUGAUAGCAGAGGGUGAAGACACAGUCAAGGAGAAGACAGCCGAGUGCGAAGAGCAUGUCGAAAAGGCGUGGGUGGACAUGCAGCGUUUUGCGGAGCAGAAAGACAAAGAUCUGAGGGAAGCACUUAUCCACUACGCUGUCAUGCAAAUCAGGAAUACAAGUGUGGAGCAAUGCCAAAGAGUGUUUCCUCAAGAUGUGAAGUUGAAACCAUAUCCCAAGGUUUUCCUCCCUCAGUGAUUGGUGCAAAGUGUCCCCUGGUUGAGGUGUGUAAACCAUCACACCGAGACAUAAUGUCUCAUAAAAUGUUUCUGAAAAUAAGGUCUCAAAUAAUUGCAAAAAUGAUUUGUAUGCAGCUAUCUCGAAAUAGUAAACGUCUUGUGGAUUAAAAUGGCAAAGGGAAGUUAUUUAUCACACAGAGCAUCAGGGUUCACAGGUUUUUCUCUAACUUAAAUGGGCGCUUGAACAGUUUUACAUGAUAAAGUCAAGAACCAAGUUGUGUUAUUUCUACUGUUUAUCAAAUGACACAAGGGAUUUUUCUAUAAAGAGUUUGUGGCUAUUCAUUUUUUGUAAACAUUUAUUAAGUUAAAUCAGCCGGAUAACCACUGUUAGAUCCCAGUGUUCCCCUUUUACAGGAGCUCCUUACCAGCUCUCCAUUUAAAGGGUCAGAGUCUCAGGCCUCUCAGUCUCAAAAGAUUUACUGAAAGAGAAAUUCACUAACACUUGUUUAAGCUGGUGACGAGGAGACACACCUAGCUUCUAACUGCCUACUUCCAAGCCUUUACCCUGCUUCCACUGAAAUAGUGUAAUUCAGCUAAUCUUAUGAGAAAAGUUGUAUUUCAGUCACGUUAACUGCAGUUCUCCUCUCAUAAUCUGAGCACUUGUAAAUUGCUAGGAAUUGUUUGGUGGCUUUGUCAAGGCCCAAAUAUCUGUAAAAAAAUGCUUGGCUAGAGUGACCUUAAAGAAUCUGUAAAUUGUUAAAAAUCACCAAAGAAAUCCAUUUACUAUCAUACUGAGCAUAGAUUCAAUAUAGCAUUAAUCAAAAUACAAUAUUAAAGUUUAAAAGUUAAAAAGUAAAAAGAUAAGAGAUAAAAACUUCAGCUACCAAAAGUCAGAAUUCUGUUGAAAACUCCAAACUCAGUACAAAUUCAGAUAGUUCUGUAUCCACAGAAUGACUUUUGUAAUUAACAACAUCCUUACAUUUCCAGACACUACAUAAUAAACCUAUUCUAAAAGAGUUGCCAACCCUCACACGUGUGUGUGUGUGUGUCCUCCCAGAUAGCGCAUCGGUCUGGCGGCUCCACCCACCGCCACCGCGCACUCGCUCAGAGAGACACAGUGAGAUCAGAGCUCGUUCACGUGAAGUCGGUCACGCUCAGUGACUGACUGCCUCUUAACUAUGGAAACACAGAGUUUCUCUGGUCUCAGCUGAUCAGAGAUCAGCGCCUCAGCGUCUUGAUCAGAGCAGAAGCUGCAGUUGGUUUCUACCGAGCUUCAGUAUCUGUGUUCGCCUCCAUUCUGACCUGCUCUCGCUUUUUGUUUUAAUAUUUCGCCAACUAAAAUAUAUAUUUUUAAGCUAUUAGGCUGCAGCUAUAUGUUUUUAUUUAUUUAAAAAUAGGGUACUUCUUAUCUCAUACAUUUUCCACAAAUAUGGGGAGGACUCAAAUAGCCCUACAAAGUUCUGUGUUUAAUUUAUUUCAAAGUAGGCCAACACUUGCCUGUGUAUUUUGUUUAUUUGUUAUUUUGUUGCUUGUCUGUUUGAGUAGCUGACUGAAAGCAAAGAAGAAGUAGGCUUACCUUUUAUUGGUAACCUAACUGUUACGGUUCAUUGUUUCUGAAAUAAGAGGCCUGACUGCUAUGUUCACAGCAAACUAUAGGCUGAGUCCUUGUUUACCUGAAAUGUGCACUUUAUAAUUUUACUUUGUAUCGCCCUGUUUGGCAAUGUUGUUUUUCAAUAAAAUAAAACAUUUGCAUAAAGCAAACCAAUUCCCUUUUCCAUGUUGAUAAGAGCAUUAAAACAAAUAAAAAAUGAUGGAAAAAAAAAAAUGAAGGGACAUUUAGAAUAGAUAAAAAUUUGCGAUUAAUUGCGAUUAAUCGCAAAUUUUUAUCUAAGUGAUUAAUCGCGAUUAAAAUAUUUUAAUCGUUUGACAGCACUAGUUUGAAUUACAGGUGUGAAAGUGACCUGAGCCUCAUGCACAGAUCUAUGAAGGUAUCUCAAAGUUAUUAUAUGAUGCUAUUAAUUAAAAGCAUCUGUUCAUAUUUUAUGUGCUUUACAGUACAGUUUUACAUUCACCCAUUCACACACACAUUCAUACAGUGCAACUAACCACAGCACUUUGUUAUUCUAUGGGGGGCCAAUCAGGGUUCAGCAUCUUGCCCAAGGACACUUCGGCAUGCAGAUGGGUCAGACUGGGGAUCAAACCGCCGACCUUCAGGUUGGAGGACGACCACUCUACCCCUCAGCCACAGCCACCCUAAUAAUAAUAAUAAAUAAUAAUGCAAGUGGCAUCGGGUGUUUACAUUUCUGUGUUAUAUGAAUAAAUCACAGAGCCGAUAUGUUGAUCAUAUGCAGUGAUGUCGAAGGAGGCGGAUUACACUGAUGUACCAUAAGCUGCACUACUAGUCAAGAUACUCAUUCUGAGAUGAUAUAAUUUAACCUAAAAUUGAAUUUUAUUUUCAUUUAUUGACUGAAAUGUUUUGUUCUGUUUUUCUUGUAUAUGUUAUAGCAUUAUAUUUUGUAUUUCCUGUUGCAGAUGCUUCCCACCAAUAAACUCUGAGGGUAUUUAUUGUCAUAUUUAAAUCUUUUAUGCUGAAUUUUGCAUUUAUUCUAUUUAUUUGAAUAAACAGAAUUUUUUUUGUGAUAGUUAUGUUUUGGUAACCAGAAAUUGUCUGAUAUACUGUAGAUGUAUUCAAACUUAACACAUAAAUAUGUAAUAUACCAUUCGCUUACAGUCGUCACAACAUCUGAAAAUGUUUUGGUUUUUUUGGGCCUUUUUGUUUGACCUUUUUUUUGUGGUAUUUUUAUGUAUCUAGAAAUUUGCUUGGAUUUAGAAAACAGCACACAAAUACAUGUUGAGUUCCUCUGUAGUAGUAGUUUAAUGACAUAACAGAAAAUAAAUGUGGGAAUCAGCGGA
Molecule: messenger RNA, 4287 nt
Organism: Pleuronectes platessa (European plaice)
Lineage: Eukaryota; Metazoa; Chordata; Actinopteri; Pleuronectiformes; Pleuronectidae
Product: sorting nexin-4
Exons: 14
Coding region: 146-1393 (415 amino acids)
Biological process (GO): protein transport
Molecular function (GO): phosphatidylinositol binding
Source: RefSeq, a predicted model, not a curated record